GAUCUGAGGCUCCCGCGGUCCCGUGCUGUCGGCCCGCCCCGCUCGUGUCCGAAGGCGCCGCGCCCCGGGCCGGGCCCAUGUGCGUGCGGCCCGCCUCAGGCCGCCCGGGCUUCGCCUCUGCCAGCGCCCUGGCCUCCGUCCGGGCCUCCAAAGAGCCACCGCGACCCCCGGCCCUCCAGGCAGGUAAAGAGGCUAAAAAUCUCCUACUGAAUGAAAACUCUUUUCUUAAAGUUGCAUAUAUACCACGAAAAAAAGCCAAAUGUUUUUCUGUUUUGCCUGAAUACAAGAUUUAAAUAAGAAGUUUCCACAGAAGGAUCAAUGCCCAGGACCAAGGCAAUUUUUAUUUAUGGGUUUCUGUCUAUUGCUGCUUUAUAGAGGUUGCAGAAUCCUAUAAGCUCUGUGGCCAUCACCAUGUUCUGGAAGUUUGACUUGAACACCACAUCCCAUGUCGACAAACUGCUGGACAAGGAGCAUGUGACACUGCAGGAGUUAAUGGAUGAAGAUGACAUCCUGCAGGAGUGUAAGGCUCAGAACCAGAAGCUGCUGGACUUCCUGUGCAGACAGCAGUGUAUGGAGGAGCUGGUGAACCUCAUCACACAGGACCCGCCCCUGGACAUGGAAGAGAAGGUCCGCUUCAAAUACCCAAACACAGCCUGUGAGCUUCUGACUUGUGAUGUGCCACAGAUCAGCGACAGACUAGGAGGGGAUGAGAGUCUGCUGAACCUUCUGUAUGACUUUCUGGACCAAGAGCCACCACUCAACCCUCUGCUUGCCAGUUUCUUCAGCAAGACCAUUGGCAAUCUCAUUGCAAGGAAAACUGAACAGGUGAUUAUGUUCUUGAAGAAGAAAGACAAGUUCAUCAGCCUAGUGCUGAAGCACAUGGGCACUUCAGCUCUCAUGGACCUGCUUCUGCGCCUGGUCAGCUGUGUGGAGCCAGCUGGGCUCCGGCAGGAGGUCCUUCAUUGGCUUAACGAAGAGAAAAUCAUCCAGCGACUUGUGGAAUUGAUCCAUCCCAGUCAGGAUGAAGAUAGGCAGUCAAAUGCUUCUCAGGCACUCUGUGACAUUGUCAGGCUGGGCAGAGACCAGGGUAGUCAGCUGCAAGAGACCCUGGAGCAGGACCCUCUCCUCACUGCGCUGGAGUCGCAGGACUGUGUGGAGCAACUUCUGAAGAACAUGUUUUAUGAAGACCAGACGGAGAGCUGCCUGGUCAGCGGGACACAGGUGCUGCUUGCCCUGCUGGAACCAAGGCGGGCUGGGACAGAGGGUUUGGUGGACUCCUUUUCUCAGGGACUGGAAAGGUCGUAUGCUGUCAGAAGCAGUGUCCUGCAUGGCAUUGAGCCAUGGCUGAAGGACUUCCACCAGCUCCUGCUCAACCCACCAAAGAAAAAAGCGAUCCUGACCACUAUUGGUGUUCUGGAGGAGCCCUUGGGGAAUGCCCGACUGCAUGGUGCACGCCUCAUGGCUGCACUGCUGCACACAAACACACCCAGCAUCAACCAGGAGCUCUGUCGGCUCAACACCAUGGACUUACUGCUGGACUUGUUUUUUAAGUACACCUGGAAUAACUUUUUGCACUUCCAAGUGGAACUGUGCAUAGCCGCUAUUCUUUCCCACUCUGCCUCGGAGGAGCGGGCAGAAGCCAGUGGAUCCGAGAGCAGGGUGGAGCCUAUGCACGGGAGCAGGAACGGGAAUGGGAAGGUGGAGACCCCUCAACCAGUCGCCAGCCUUCCUGAGAACAUGAUGGUGACCCAUCUGUUCCAGAAGUGCUGCCUGGUACAGAGGAUCCUGGAGGCCUGGGAAGCCAACGACCAUACACAGGCAGCAGGUGGCAUGAGACGUGGGAACAUGGGCCACCUCACUCGGAUCGCCAAUGCAGUGGUACAGAACCUGGAGCGGGGCCCCGUACAAACCCACAUCAGUGAGGUCAUCCGAGGGCUCCCUGCAGAUUGCCGUGGGCGCUGGGAGAGCUUUGUGGAGGAGACGCUGACAGAGACCAACCGCAGGAACACUGUGGACCUGGUGAGCAUUCACCACCUUCACUCCUCAAGUGAGGACGAGGACAUUGAGGGUGCUUUCCCUAACGAGCUGUCCCUUCAGCAGGCCUUCUCCGAGUACCAAAUCCAGCAGAUGACAGCCAACUUUGUGGAUCAGUUUGGCUUCAAUGACGAGGAGUUUGCAGACCAGGAUGACAACAUCAAUGCCCCGUUUGACCGGAUUGCAGAGAUCAAUUUCAACAUUGACGCUGAUGAGGACAGUCCCAGUGCAGCUCUGUUUGAAGCCUGUUGCAAUGACCGAAUCCAGCCCUUUGAUGAUGAGGAGGAAGAAGACAUUUGGGAAGAUGAGGAGACUCGCUGUACUGCCCGAGUGAUGGCCAGAGCCAGGUUUGGAGCCCCCCACACCUCAGAAAGCUACUCAAAGAAUAGCCUGGAGCACAGAGGCCAGGACAGGAAAUCUGGCUCAGAGGCAGCCAGGAACAUACCUGGGCUGGACACCCCUCCAGCUGCUGUGCAGAAUGAAGGUUCCCUCUCAGAGGGUGACUCAGAAGGCACUGCAUGGACGGCGGUGUUUGAUGAGCCAGUGAAUCCGACACUCACAGUCCCAGCAGCUGCAAGGGAUGUAGGUUCUAGUGUGUGGGCAACUGGCCCCUCAGCUCCAGAGGAGAAAGGCUGGGCCAAGUUCACUGACUUCCAGCCUUUCUGCUGCUCCGAGUCAGGGCCCAGGUGCAGCUCUCCUGUGGACACGGACCAUAUCCAUGCUGGGGGCAGCCAUCACACAGACCCAGGAAAAACCUUUGGUCGUACCUCGCCUUGUGCCUGGAACGUGUGUGUCACUAGGAAGGCCCCCCUGGUGGCCUCUGAUAGCAGCUCCUCUGGGGGCUCUGACAGUGAGGAUGACGAGAAGGCAGCUGGUGCUGUGGAAGCUGUGAGCACAGGCCAUGGCCCGGAGGCACCCCGGCUGCCCAGGACAGAGGAAGCUGCUGUUGGCAGGUGUGCAAGGGCCAAGUAUGCUGACAGCAUGCUGCCAAAUCCUGCCUGCCCUGCACCUUCAGAAGUGACCACUGCCCAGGCAGUGGCAGUGCUCCCUGAGGCCACCAUAGUACUGAGCAAGACAGGUCCUCCCACAGCUGCUCCAGCCAUCUCUGCCAUGGCUGUCGCAGUCCCCCCAGGGCCCAUCAUGGCAGUAACCACAGCAGCCCCAGCCAUAGUGGGGACAGUGACAAAGGACAGGAAGACAGAUGCCCCACCAGAAGGAGCUGCCUUAAAUGGUCCUGUGUAAAGCUGCUGCCACCCAGCCACGGCACCCCUGGUCAGGCUGCAUCCUUAAUCAAGAAAACUACCUGGUGAUGCAAUUCAUUUCUUUCUUUUUUAAUUUAAUUUUAAAAUAAAUGCUGCAUUGGUAAAGCUGGCAGUUGGAACCAGUCAGAUGACCCAGCUUGCAUCUUUCCUGCCCAAACCUGAGUCAUUCAUUCAGGCCAUGCUAGAAGACAGGAUGCACCUGGCUGUUCCCCAGGUGCAGGUCCAGGUCCUGGCACAGCAAUAAGGUCCUGAAUGUGCAACCUCUGCCUGCAGGAGUCAGGGUAGGGGUGGGGCCAAGACCCUGAAGUGCCACUAGGACUUGAUGGGCAGGAAAGGAGUGGACUGUUUUCACCGAUAAUUUUCAAUGCAUGCACUUUGUAUCCAGCUACAGCACAGGGUCUCCUCUGACGGAAUGAAGGCCUGAGUUAGGGAGACCUGACCCCCACAAAUGCAUGUGGGUCAGACUUUAUUUGGCCUUGGGGGGGGGGGUCAAACCCCAGCACUGUAGCUGCUGGGUGGUCCUUGGAGCUAGCAUUGAACCAGGCUGGAAUUAUGACUGCCUUAAAAAAACAAGCCUCUGGACCUGGAAGUGGGGGUGUCUCUGUGUUCAGCAAGGUAGGCCAGCGUGCUUCGGUGGGUGGUUAAGGGUGCCUGGCAGGAGCUGACUGACUUUGGGCAUGUAGGAGCAGGCACAGCAGGGCACCUGGGGGCUCAGAGACCGGGCAGGCCCAUGUUGUCCAAGAAGGAUCCGAAAGGUUAUUUUAUGUUGAGUCCUUUUUUUAAUGUUCUGACCAUCUGACAGGGCACCCCACCCCAAUCCCCAAUAAAGGUUGUUAUCAUUCUUACUGACAAGUUGUGUAUUGUUAAGCUACAAGCACUGGAGCUCCAACUCGGUUGGGGGCAAAAGGUACCUUUUUUUUAUACUGUCCCCCAGACUCAUCUCUGUGGGUAACAAGGGUGGAGUCAGCCCAUGCACAGCAGUAGGUCUCUCUCUACAUUGGCACAGAUACUAAGCUGUUUUUGUUUGUUUGUUUAGGGAAUAAAAACCUCUACCUCAAUCUAUGACUCAACCCUAGACAACAGAACAGAUGAUUGAUAGGCCCGAGGGUACUGUCCCCAGGACCCUUCCCCUUCCUUUUUUUUCCUGCCCUUCUGUAACUCCCCAUCCCACUUUGUCUUCAGUGGUUGGGCAGGAGGGGCAAGUGAAGACCAGACCCUUCUAGAAGGACCGUGUUGCUAAAGUGACUGACUCAGCCACUAAAGGUUGUCUGUCGUCUGCCGUCUUCCUCCAUGGGGAUGGUGCACAAGACCCAGUCAACUGCUGAGGCCCGCAUCCGUCCCUUCCUCCCUCCCAGCAGCAUCUCAGCUCCUUGUCCUGUCCCCCGUGGGUCCUGGGGUGCUGGCUGACCUUGGCUUCUGGCUGGUGCUCAUCUGCUGAACCAUCAGGGUACCUUCUACUCUCCCACCUUUGACUUCAAUUUCCUCAAAACAACAUGAAAUGGGGAGAGCAGGGUCUGUCCACUGAGCCCUAGAAGAGGCCUGGGCUUUCUCAUGGUCCACCUGAGAUCACCCCUAUGUCCAGCCAUGGGGAGGAGUUGUAAUAGGUCAACAACAAACAAACAGUGGAGCCAGUGGGGAGUCCAAGAUUCUUGACAGCUUCAAUCUCCUACAAGGCUGGCUCCACACCAGCAGCCCCUUUGACCACCCCAAGCCACCACUUUCCUUUGGCCUCUGCUAUCUUCUGCCUGGUCCUGGCUGUGAGGACACAGCCAUGGAGCAGGUGAAGCCCUGUCCUGCUCAUGAGCAAAUAAAUGGAAAAGGAGAGCAACAAACCCAGCAGCAGAAAUCCCCAUGAUGCCCUGAGAUGGGAUGAUCAAAGUCCUUUAAGGUGACCCCAGGGAAGGAAAAGGAGCUGGCAUCUACAGCAGAAUCCUAAGCAAGAGAGAGACAGACUGAAACUGACCAGUCCCUGUGGUGCUGUCCCUCACUCUGCCAUUCUCUUUUUCCCUUCUUAGUUGCCUUAAGGAUCUUCUUAUUUCCCCUGGGAGCCCACUCUCCUUCUGCCCGCCCCCCCCCACCUCCCCAUGUGGCCUUUGUCCUGUAGGCCCAGAACAGCCUCCCAGGGGCUACAAGGUCUACUUCAUUUCACCAUAUCCCCCAGAGCCUCCCUGAUGCCAGCUGCUGUCCCAGGGCUAUUUUGGGGGAAGGGAGCCUUCUGCUCCAGGGUGCCAGUCCCAGGGCCAACCUGAGGGCUGGAGGGAAUCAGAAGGCCACAUGGCAAGCAUGGGUCUGAUGAAGCCCUGCCUUCCACAGAAAAGCUGCUACCAUGGCCACAGGAGCUCGGUGGGGGCAA
Molecule: messenger RNA, 5649 nt
Organism: Castor canadensis (American beaver)
Lineage: Eukaryota; Metazoa; Chordata; Mammalia; Rodentia; Castoridae
Gene: Ppp6r2
Product: protein phosphatase 6 regulatory subunit 2
Cellular component (GO): cytosol; nucleus
Molecular function (GO): protein phosphatase binding; protein phosphatase regulator activity
Source: RefSeq, a predicted model, not a curated record